This is a messenger RNA of Lactuca virosa, 591 nucleotides long. The record is from the annotation of a GenBank genome assembly. NCBI's taxonomy places the organism in Eukaryota, Viridiplantae, Streptophyta, Magnoliopsida, Asterales, Asteraceae.
AUGGCCAAAAUCCCAUCGGUAAAAUGGCGAAAAGCUUUAAUGGGAAAAGAGAAAGGAGGUCUAGGUAUUGGCUCUUUGGAGGAUAUGAAUAAAGCUCUAUUAGCUAAAUGGUGUUGGAGGUAUAAAACUGAACAAGGAGCCUUAUGGAUUCAAAUAAUUGAUAUUAUACAUGGUAAAUAUACGUGUAUGGAAGAAUCAAGGACAGUUAAGUCUAGUUUUACCUGGAGGCAAAUUGUGAAACAAUGGAAUCUCCUUCAAUCUUGGGAGUUAGACCCCAAGACAUUGAUUAAAAAACAGAUAGGUAAUGAGAGGAGUACAUUUUUUUGGUAUGAUUGGUGGAUAGGAGAGAGACCGCUAAAGGAGGAAUUUCAGAAAUUGUUUCAUAUCGAUAAUAAUCAGAGAGCAACUGUUGAGGAUCGAAUAGGGAUUAAUGGAGGCUCGUGGAACUGGCAGGGGAUAAUUAGAGAUGGUAGAAGUAAGAAGGAGCUCGAUAAAUUAAUGGAGAAGUUAUCCUUUGUUACUCUAUCGGAGACAUAUGAUUGUUGUAGAUGUCAUGGUGGCCCUAAGGGGCAGUUUACAGUGCUUGGAUGA